GUCACGUGGUCUUGUUUUGGCCGCUGAGCUCGUCGUUAGCAGGGAGGCCGCUCAGUCUGCCGAUUAUCUCCUGCUUUAUCUGCUGCUUUAUGACGGUUUAUCUCGCUGCUCCAGUGUCCGCUGUCCAGCGUGUCCUGCUGUCCUCCACGGCUCUUCUCGAAGCGAUGGGUGCGCUGCCUUGGGGAAGGCGGCUGGGUUUGCUGUGUGUGGUGUUGCUGUGUGGCACGCCGCUGUGCUGCGGAAGGCCAGAUCCACGUCGGCGAGAAGCUCUCAUGCAGCUGGAGAUGAUCAGAGGGAUUGGAGGCAGCGUGGUGCUGAACGACAAAGAAAAGCUCCUCGACGAAAAGCUCCACCAGCUGAAGCUGCAGGACAUGGCGUUACCAGAGUUCCCCCCGUCAAUGCACUUCUUUAAAGCAAAGCCUCUGAUCGAACGGAGCCCAGUCUUCAGCUUUUUACAGAAGAUGCCCAAAGGCGCAGCGCUACAUGUCCAUGACUUUGCCAUGGUGGGAGUUGAAUGGCUGGUAAAGAACAUCACCUACAGAGAGAACUGCUACGUGUGCUUUACUGCUGAUAACUCGGUACGAUUUCUCUUCUCUGCUGGGCAGCCUAAGCCUCAGACCCACUGCUCUACGUGGAUUCUGCUGGAAACACUGAGACGGAAGAUGAACAGCACUGAGCUGGACAACAGCUUUAUUCGAAAUCUCACACUGUUCGCUGAGGAUCCGGACGAAGCCUAUCCAGACCAAGACGUUGUCUGGACGAGGUUUGAACAGGCGUUCUUAGUGGCCUAUGGACUGGUGACGUAUGCCCCCAUCUUUAAGGACUACCUUUAUGAAGGCCUCAGGCAGUUCUACAUGGACAACAUCAUGUAUGUGGAAAUAAGAGCUCUACUACCGCCUACCUAUGAGCUCGAUGGCAGAAGAAACAGUAAAGACUGGAGCAUGAGGGCUUGUCAGGAGGUGCUCCAGCGCUUCAGGGCUCAGUACCCAGACUUCGUAGGUGCUAGAGUGAUCUUCACCGUCCACAGGGGUUUGAAUUUAACAGAAGCUGUAAAGGCUGUGGAGGAAGCCGUGACACUACAGAGGAACUUUCCAGAUAUCAUGGCAGGCUUUGACUUCGUGGGGCGUGAAGACAGCGGACGGCCUCUGUGGUAUUUCAGAGAGGCCUUGGAAUUGCCAGAGGAGCGGGGCAUCCAUCUGCCCUACUUUUUCCAUGCCGGCGAGACCGACUCGGAGGGCACAGAUGUCGAUCAGAACAUGAUGGACGCCCUGCUGUUGAACACCUCUCGCAUUGGCCAUGGCUUCGCGAUGACACGCCACCCCGUGGUCAAAGAGCUUGCCAGGAAGAUGGAUGUAGCAGUGGAGGUUUGCCCCAUUUCUAACCAGGUCCUGAAGCUGGUUUCAGACCUGAGAAACCAUCCAGCUGCCGUGCUGAUGGCAGAGGGCCACCCCAUGGUGAUCAGCUCAGAUGACCCAGCUCUGUUUGAGGCGUCGGGCCUUUCUUACGACUUCUACCAGGCCUUCAUGGGCUUUGGAGGCAUGAGGUCUAAUUUAGCCACUCUGAAACAGCUCGUCGUGAACUCUCUCAGGUAUAGCUCCUUGUCCUCAGCGCUGAAGGAUAAAGCCACUGCAGCUUUACUGGAGAAGUGGGACAAGUUUGUCUCGGAGACUUUGCUGUAGACUUGCUGGAGAAAUUUGAGCACAAGUGCCAUUUUAGACGUGCACAGGAACAAGUGCACUUUUCUAGCAGUCCGUCCAGUCAUUUUCCUGCUUUGUUACAGUGAUGAGUUCUGAGGGGUGGCUCAUCUAUGUUGUCGUGAACUUGGUUGUUUUGACACCAGAUACCUUUUAAAAAAGUGACCUUAGAUGUUUUCUGUUAGGAUUCGAGUGAGAAACACUCCGCUCAGUUUAAAGGCCAGCCUUCUGACCGGUGGAGCCACACAGUCUUUUUAGCGUGCAUAUCUCACCCCCUAGUGGAGAAAUACAUUUAUUGUCUUUUUAGCAAGGUUUGGCUGUCCACCACAAAAUGGUGGGUAGGGGUCCUCAGGUCAUUCAGAUUAAUUUCAGUGGUGGAAAGAGUACUGAGUAAACUAUACUUAGUAAAGACACUCAGUAUAAUCAGGCAAGAGUAUAAAAUAAUAACGUAAUCACUGAUGAGUACUGGGCUUAGGUCCCAUACGCCGUUUACAGCAAUGCCAUGUUUUCCUUGUUUUCUUUUGUUUUCUUUUAAGCAACACCUCUAAUAUCCCUAAAAUAAACUCUAAGUAACUACAGCAAACUACAGAAAUGAUUCUGAAACUGGAGGAUGUGACCGUAAUCAGUAUGAACUGAUCAACAUAUUGUCGUCGGGUCAGAAGAAAACCAUGUUUUUCAUUUUUGACACAAUAUGAAAUGCCUCAGCUCUUCACAUCCAGCGAGUUUACAUGCACUUAAUCUGAUAACUUGAAUUUAUACAUCCAGUCAGGAUUUCUGCCAUUAAACACACAGAAGAAGACACGAAACUUCAUCACACCGCUUUACUUUUUAAACACUGUGGUUCAUUACCUGAAAAUAUGAACCCACAUCAUCAGGAAGAUGAAAAGUAUUUAAAUCCUUCACUCCGUCAAGCAUGUAUUUGAUUUUAGUGUCGCUCCGAAAGUGUUUUGCUGCCAUCUGUUUUCGCACAUGUGCAGACAGAAAAAUCCAGUGAAGUUUUUUUCCUUCUCCUAUAAAGUUUCCAUUUCGUAGAUACAAAGUUUAGAUCCAGGGCUGGACUGAAAGCAGCACCAGACAUAACUGAUCUGACUUCUGAUGAGUAAAAUACGUGAAGAUUAUUCUGGGGUGAAAACCCAAGCUAAACAAGUCCUGGACAGACGUAAUUCAUCUGGGGAUGAUCUUGUACUAUCCACCAAUUCAGUUCUUAAGUGUAUAGAGUUGUGUGCUGGGCUGAGUAGCUCUGUUUCAGUACUCCUGAAUGAUGCUUUAGGGUGUGGAUGAGGUUUAAACCAGAACUGAAUGUGAGGCUAGAACUCAGAAUAUUAACUGACCACAACUGAAUACAGAAUAACUGACUAAUGACAUGCAUAUUACCGCUGUAGAUUUUGGAAUAUAUAUGCUUAUUGGCUCACCAAUGCUGAUAAGACUGACCACUGGCUACUGAGGUGUGGUACUGAACUUCUGUUCAGUUCUGAAUUGUUGAAAUAAUCCAAGCAGAACUAUAGAAACAUUUAUUUUAUUUCCAGCCUUGAUAUUUGUGUUAUUUGCCAUGUUAUUUGUGUGUUUUUGCAUUUGCUGUGUUAGUGUAUUAGAAUGAUUUCAUAAUACUUGAGGAGCAGUUGAUGGUAAUGUAAACUUUGUAGGUAUUUUUUUUGCAUUUUCUGUCUCAGGGAAACUGAAGAGCCAUGUAAGUGUUAAACUGUAUUGUUGCCAAAAACAAAACCCAUAUCCACAUAGUGUAGCUCUCAUCAUGGAGAGCCUGUAAAGGUGCAGUGUUUCUGUUGGAAUGGAAAUAAAUACAUCUGAUGAAAA
Messenger RNA from Pygocentrus nattereri (red-bellied piranha), 3506 nucleotides. RefSeq names its product adenosine deaminase 2a (gene ada2a). Gene Ontology annotation, biological process: inosine biosynthetic process; adenosine catabolic process. The record is from RefSeq and is a predicted model, not a curated record. Bases 90 to 1679 code for a protein of 529 amino acids. Lineage: Eukaryota; Metazoa; Chordata; Actinopteri; Characiformes; Serrasalmidae. The transcript is spliced from 10 exons. Gene Ontology annotation, molecular function: adenosine deaminase activity.